Archocentrus centrarchus (flier cichlid) is the source of this 5152-nucleotide messenger RNA. It is a transcript of the gene gucy2f, whose product is annotated as guanylate cyclase 2F, retinal. Bases 915 to 3623 code for a protein of 902 amino acids. Gene Ontology annotation, biological process: cGMP biosynthetic process; protein phosphorylation; intracellular signal transduction. Gene Ontology annotation, molecular function: ATP binding; guanylate cyclase activity; adenylate cyclase activity. Lineage: Eukaryota; Metazoa; Chordata; Actinopteri; Cichliformes; Cichlidae. The record is from RefSeq and is a predicted model, not a curated record. The transcript is spliced from 14 exons. Gene Ontology annotation, cellular component: plasma membrane.
CCACUCUGCGCAUCACGUUUGUUUGCUAAAUAUUUAUCUCUGUGUACACAUGGAGGCCCCUUUAUUUGUACCUUUUAUGUGAAGUCACGAUCAUCCCAUCAGACGGGAGGAAAACUGAUUUGUCGCUACAUUUCCAGGCGAAAAGGCCUAACCUGGACGACAGCAAGGCUUUUAGAGUAAACUAAGGCCUGCUGUCAAUCCUCUUAUAUUGUGCCUCACUGAAAAUGGAUUAGUGAGUAACACUGGCCCGGGUCACUUUGGAGGGAUUUGACUGAAUGGGCCUGUAGCUGGCACUGACCUCCUAUACUAACACACUAAAUAAUUUCCCCUUUUUAAAAAGUAGUGUUUGGAGGAGGAAGAGUGCUCAUUUUGGGGGGGGGCAGUUUUUUGUUUUGUUUUGUUUUUAACUCGAUCUGGAGUACAUCUAUUUUUCUUUUCAUAUAUUCACACUUAAAAAAAAAAAAAAAGGACCCUUGAGGAAGAACCAAGUGCGUUUAACUCCUUUUAGCGAUAUGUUGCCUGUGAACAGAGCUGUUUGUGGAAACGCGCAGGAGCCUUCAGAGACUCCGGCUGCAGGACCUAAGUAGCUCUCCAGGGUGCUAAAGUUGUCUCCACACCCCUCCAGGCGCAGCGCUUGAGCCUUUCGUGACUCUUUCAGCCCGUAAUCCCGGCACGAUGACCGGGCUGUGUCUUCAACAGAGCGACACAGGGGCGAACAGGUAAGAUUUCGGGAAUGGUUAGUUGACGAUCUGCGUGGAGACAGAAGGAAAAAAAUCAAACAAGAGAGUACCUGUAAGAUUGUCUUAUUGGACCCUGGAGCUGUCCUGAUGGCAUUAAAGACAUGGUGUCAGUGGUCUAAUUGAUAACUGAUAGUGAACACAAAGCUUCACUAUCUUGGCCACCCUGGGAGGACAAUGCAACAUAUUGCUCCACAUUUCAGAGGGGCGCUAUGGGAGUCCAGCCAUGCGUGUGUGCCCAUAAUUAAAAACAGACACACUUUACCGACUCUGCCCUUUUAUAACUUUCUAUUAUGGGUCCUGCUGGGAGUGCUGACGUUCCCUUGUUGUGUCCGCUGUUUGAUAUUCAAAGUGGGGGUCCUGGGGCCUUGGAACUGCGACCCUGUUUUUUACAAGGCCCUGCCUGUUACAGCGGCCAGACUGGCCGUGAGCAGGAUAAACGGGGACGCCGAUCUAGAUCUGGGCCUGAAAAUGGACUUCAUCAUCCUCCAAGAACCUUGCGAAACCUCCAAAGCGCUAACGGCGUUUAUUUACUACGAGCAUGUGGCGGACGCGCUCAUUGGCCCCACCAACCCGGGAUACUGUACUGCAGCUUCUCUGCUCGCCAGAAACUGGAACAAGGCUCUCUUCUCCUACGGCUGUGUUGCCUAUGAGCUCGAGAGCGCCGCAGGAUACCCAACUUUUGCGAGGACAGUGCCGUUUCCCGCUGACGUGUUGUUCGUAGUGUUCAAACACUUCAGGUGGGCCAACGUCCUGGUGGUCUCAUCCAAUGAAGAUAUUUGGAUCGACACAGCUGUGAGGGUUGCCUCUGCUCUCAGGAGCAAGGGGAUUCCCGCUGGCCUUGUCGGACCUAUGGGUAUGAAUGAGACAGAGUUGGAGAGCACGCUGAGGAAGAUCCAGGACGCAGGAGGUGUCAGGGUCAUCAUUAUGUGCAUGCACUCUGUCUUGGUUGGAGGUGAGCAGCAGGCUAUUUUUCUCCUCAAGGCACAGAAGAUGGGUCUGACUUCAGGGAAGUAUGUGUUUGUGCCCUACGACACUCUGCUCUACAGCGUGCCCUACACCAACGUCUCCUACUCCCCUCUGCAAAACAGCAGCAGCCUGAGAGAGGCCUAUGAUGCUGUGCUUACUAUCACUGUGGCCUCUGAGCCUCUGUCCUUCAACGAGGCGUUUGCUGCAGCCAGGAGGAGCGAGGAAGUGACGCUGCCAGUGGAGGCAGAGGAGGUUAACCCACUGUUUGGGACCAUCUAUAACAGCAUCUACCUGCUGGCCAAAUCCAUCCACAAUGCCAGGAAAGCAGGCAUGAUGCUGUCAGGCUCGAACCUGGCCUACUUCACAAGGAACAUAACCUUUAAUGGCUUCAACCAGGAGGUCAAGGUGGACACUUCUGGAACUGUUAAGACCAGUUACAUCAUCCUGGACACUAACAACAGGGGGAGUCAGCUGUACCAGACCUAUCUGGUGGACCUAACAUCAGGGGUGCUGCGUUUUGCAGGGAGGUCCAUUCAUUUCCCUGGAGGAUCCCCUCCUCCAUCUGAUUCCAGCUGCUGGUUUGACGAGGGCACCAUCUGUACGGGAGGUGUGGAGAUCACCUACAUCAUGAUUGCGUUAGCUGUCAUGCUCUUCCUGGCUGUAGGAGGCCUCACUAUAAGUCUUUAUAUCAGGCGGCGACUUCAUCAAAUCCAGCUGGUCAAAGGUCCCAAUCGGAUCCUCCUGACCUUAGAGGAUCUCACUUUUAUCAACCCUCAGCUUAGCAAAAAGAAAAUCACUUUAGAAGAUCUGACUGACUCCAAGAGCACUCUGGAGGAGAAAUCUGCAGACCCCUCACACUCUGUGAAUAGCAUGCAAACAGAAACUCAUGAAACCACUAAUGUAGCUGUAUACGAGGGUGACUGGGUUUGGCUGAAGAAAUUCGAGGAGGGCCACUUCAAGGAAGUAAAACAAAACACUAUCAGGAUGUUCAUGAAGAUGAAGGACCUGAGAAAUGAGAAUGUAAAUCCCUUCCUGGGCUUCUUUUCGGACUGCCCCAUGUUUGCGGUGGUGACGGAGCACUGCUCGAGGGGCAGCCUGCAGGACCUGCUGAGGAACGAGGACGUUAAACUGGACUGGAUGUUCAAGUCCUCCCUUGUGCUCGAUCUCAUCAAGGGUAUGAAAUAUCUUCACCACAGGGACUUCCCCCACGGCAGGCUAAAAUCUCGAAAUUGUGUGGUAGACGGCCGUUUUGUCCUCAAGAUUACAGACUAUGGCUUCAAUGAGCUGCUGGAGUCUCAGAAAGCUCCUUUAGAAGAGCCGACACCUGAAGAUCUAUUUUGGACACCACCAGAGAUCCUACGGGACCUUACGAUUUCUCGCAAAGGGACAUUUAAGGGAGACGUGUACAGUUUUUCUAUCAUCCUUCAGGAGGUGGUGGUGAGAGGGCCACCCUACUGUAUGCUGGGCCUCCUACCUGAGGAGAUCAUCCGUAAGGUGAAAAAGCCUCCUCCGAUGUGCCGUCCUACUGUGGCCCCAGACCAGGCUCCACUUGAAUGCAUCCAGCUGAUGAAGCAGUGUUGGAGCGAGCAGCCUGACCGCAGACCAAACUUUGAUGAGAUCUUUGACCGGUUCAAGCUAAUCAACAAGGGUAAGAAGACCAAUAUCAUUGACUCCAUGCUGAGGAUGCUGGAGCAGUACAGCUCCAACCUAGAGGAUCUCAUCAGAGAGAGAACAGAGGAGCUGGAGGUAGAAAAGCAGAGAAACAUGGAGACAAAGAGCUGGGAGGGGCAUGCAGAGGACAGAGAGCACCACCCAGCUUCUCACUGUGGCUUAAUGCAGACUUCUUUAAGAGGAUUGUCCAUCGACUGGCUAAUCUGCCUGCAGCCAGCACAGCAGAACACGAUGGUGCUAAUGUAGUGAGAGUCUUCUGCCUACGUACUUGCUGCCAGAAUCACAGGGAAGGUGCACCUCUUCUUAAUGAAGGAUGCACUCGUUCACUCCUCUCUGCACUCACUGGCCACUGCGUGGUCACCUAUUUCAGGGCAAUCAGAAGCUCACUCGUUUGAAGGUUUGAGUGCCCCAAACGCCUAUUUCAAAAUGAAAUGUUAUUUGUUUUUUCCUGGUGAUAUCUGUUUUUAGUUUCUUAUAAAAGCUCACGAUAGAGUUGCUGAGACUGUUACUUAGCUGUGGCUGAAUACUAAAAGUCAUUAGCCAUCCAAAGUUGGAGGCAAAAGCUGCUAUUGUAUGAAAAUAUCAAAAACAGAAGAAUGACAGGUUGGCCACUUUUGUUUCUACUGUCUUGAAGCAGGAGAUAAAGUACAUUUCUACUUUUUUUUCCGUGAAGUACUUAACAAGUAUAAGUUAUGAAAAUUACAUUUUACUUUCUGUUGUGGUGAGGGAAAUGUCCAGUUCCUUUAGUGAAAUGUGUCUUUAAGGCUAAAAUGUUCAAAAUUUUUCUUUACUGUUUUGUUAUGAGAACACACGUGUGUGUCUACAGUAACUACACACGCUAGUCAUAUUAUUUAUCAACCAUAACUCCAACUUAACUGCCACAUUUGAAGUGUCACGUGGUUUCCCUAAGAGGUAACGUCCCCGUGUAUUAGAAUUCUAACUAUGGCUCAUUUUACAUCUCUAGGUAUUAUAGCACACAUACACACACAUAUAUAUUUAAACUGGUGUUCCUAAUCACAUUAAUGAAGGCCCUGUUCUAUCUGUAAGUACAGAGCCUUUAUUAAUGUGUUUACCUGCCACUUAAUGAGAAAGUGGCUGUUGUGAAAAAGAUCUAUUUAUCCAUAUGUAUUGGUUUUUGUGACAGAAGUAGGGAGCACCAGCUGAACAGCACCACCUUCUGUUCAAAUUAAAGCAGGACGUAAGUAAAUACAUAAGUAAAGCCACAAAGCCUGUACAACAAUUAAAACAUCAAGCAGUCACAAAAUUUUAGUGAAUGAAUGGUGAUUGGAUUUAUUUGGCUUAUUAUUGACUUGUUUUAAUAAAACGUAAUGACAGUGCAAGAAAUGUCCAUGUGCACUGUAGUCCAGCAAUUCUGGAUUACAAAAAUAUAUAAAGGAAUACCUGUGAAACCAAGUAAAAAAGGAAGUUAGUUAGUUUUGAAGAACAUAGAAGGUAGAAACAUAUGUUUUUAAUUCAUGUUAAUGCAUGUUUUUGCCCUCAGCCCUAAAUAUGAAGUGAUUUUAUAUUUAACUGUUGAACAAUGAAACACGUUUUAGCCGAUUAUUUAUUUUGGAAACUCUCCCACUGGUCAUAUUAAUGUUGAGGAUAGAAGAAACAUCAUUCAUGCUUACAAAACAGCAGCUAAGUCGGUCAGCAGUGUGUAUAUUGUGUAACUCACAUGUUGUUAUUCGUCUUGUAAAUUAUAACUGCAAUGCAAACUGUAAGAUCUAUGUAAAUAUAAAGUAACUAAACCGUUCGUUUGUAACACCUUAAAA